AUGGGCGUCCAGUACGGGUUCGGCCGCCACGUGUGGGAUAUCAAUCCGGAUCAUACCGCCACUGUCAUUAUGUAUGACUAUCUCACGCAGACAUUUGGUAUUGCUGGAGGUACCUUAGGUCGAAUUGCCUUCAUCGUGUUCGUGGUUGGGCUUCUUGGAACCAAAAAGGCCUAUAGAGUGAUCCUGUGGGUUCUUGUUGCGCUACAGGUCGUGACCAACGGGAUGUUCAUCAUCAUACUCUUUGUCCAAUGUCCGGGACAUGCUUCGGCUAUCUGGUCACAAGACGGAAAAGGAAAAUGCUGGGAUGUUCGCGUUCAAGCUUACUACGGGUACUACCAAGGCUCUUUUAACUCAGCUACAGACCUAUACCUUGCAGUUUUCUCCACUUACAUUUUUUGGAAUCUGAACUUGAAGUUACAGGUCAAGAUGGGUCUAGUUACACUUCUUGGAUUGGGACUUUUUGCGAUGGUUGCUUCCAUAAUCAAAACCGUGCAAACUCGAAUUCUCGCCCACGCAGAUGACGACCCAACCACGGCAACCAUCAGUCUAGAUCGCUGGCUAUACAUCGAAACAUACUUGGUCAUUAUUACAGCAUCGAUCCCCUGCAUCCGGUCCCUUUUGAGGCCUUUUGGAAGGCAAACAACUGGGACUGGGCAGAGUACAUAUGAAUUAGGGUCUCCAUAUGCAGGAAGAUCCGGCGCUCGAUCCAGGAGGUUAACACCCACUGUACCUGGGAAGGGGAUGAUGCGUAUAUCGGAUAGGAAUGCUAGCGCGGAUGAUAUUUCGGAAUGGGAUGGAACGGACAGCGACCGGGUGGAUGAGCCUGCAGCCUCAAAGAAGUCAAUACAUGUCUACGUGUAG
Messenger RNA from Penicillium arizonense, 861 nucleotides. RefSeq lists its product as uncharacterized. NCBI's taxonomy places the organism in Eukaryota, Fungi, Ascomycota, Eurotiomycetes, Eurotiales, Aspergillaceae. The record is from RefSeq and is a predicted model, not a curated record. Bases 1 to 861 code for a protein of 286 amino acids. The transcript has 3 exons.